Brettanomyces bruxellensis is the source of this 669-nucleotide messenger RNA. RefSeq lists its product as uncharacterized. Gene Ontology annotation, biological process: poly(A)-dependent snoRNA 3'-end processing; U4 snRNA 3'-end processing; nuclear mRNA surveillance. Lineage: Eukaryota; Fungi; Ascomycota; Pichiomycetes; Pichiales; Pichiaceae. The transcript has a single exon. Gene Ontology annotation, cellular component: cytoplasmic exosome (RNase complex); nuclear exosome (RNase complex); nucleolus. The record is from RefSeq and is a predicted model, not a curated record. Bases 1 to 669 code for a protein of 222 amino acids.
AUGUUACUUGAUAUAAAUACCGGCAUACUUGAGCAAGUAGAUGGGUCUGCCAGCUUCAGUUUUGGACCUACUAAAGUGAUAACUUCCGUUGCUGGACCUUUGGAACUCACAAAAUCGAAGAAUGAAAGACCAAACUCCGCUUUUAUUGAUCUAAAUAUCCGUCCUGCAACAGGGGUACCAAGUACAAGGGAGGCAUUACUUGAGAGCAAGGUGUUGAAAGUAUUGGCGAGUGUGAUUGAUGUUUCACGGUAUUCGCUAAAACAGAUACAAAUAAACAAUCAGAUAGUUGAGCCAGGCGAGGAUUCUCGAUAUACGGUGAACGAAUUGGCAGCCGUCAUAAAUUCUACUUUUAUAGCAUUGCUCGAUUCUGGAAUAUCGUUGAAGGCUUCAUUUCUGGCAUCUGUUUGUGCAAUUGACGAAUCACAUAAGUUGAUAGUGAAUCCCAACGAGACACAGUUACGACAUUCUGUUUCACAACAUAUAGUUGUUUUUUCAUUAUCCGAUGGCAAAUGCAAGAAUCUCUUGUACAGUGAUUCAAAGGGGAAAUUUACAGAGAGUGAGUACUUUCAGGCAUUGGAUAACUGCUCAUCUGAGAUUGAAGUGCAGAUUCCAGCAGUUAGAGAAUUUUUAGUGGAAAAGGUGAAGCGUGACUAUGUGUGGAAGUUAUAG